UGUUUAUAAGAAGAAUUUAGACAUGUCUGGAAGAGGUAAAGGCGGUAAAGGACUCGGGAAAGGAGGCGCUAAGCGGCACCGUAAAGUCCUGCGGGAUAACAUCCAGGGCAUCACCAAACCCGCCAUCCGUCGUCUCGCUCGCCGCGGCGGAGUCAAGCGUAUCUCCGGUCUGAUCUACGAGGAGACUCGCGGUGUGCUGAAGGUGUUCCUGGAGAACGUGAUCCGCGAUGCCGUUACCUACACCGAGCAUGCCAAGAGAAAGACCGUCACCGCCAUGGACGUCGUGUACGCGCUGAAACGACAGGGACGCACUCUGUACGGCUUCGGAGGAUAAACACGUCCGUGUUACCAUAGAAACCCAACGGCUCUUUUAAGAGCCACCCACAC
Messenger RNA from Onychostoma macrolepis, 387 nucleotides. RefSeq names its product histone H4. Gene Ontology annotation, biological process: nucleosome assembly. The record is from RefSeq and is a predicted model, not a curated record. The transcript has a single exon. Gene Ontology annotation, cellular component: nucleosome. NCBI's taxonomy places the organism in Eukaryota, Metazoa, Chordata, Actinopteri, Cypriniformes, Cyprinidae. Gene Ontology annotation, molecular function: DNA binding; protein heterodimerization activity; structural constituent of chromatin. Bases 23 to 334 code for a protein of 103 amino acids.